UAAUGCGGGCCAUUCACUAGACGGACCUGAACUCGGACGGCAACCGGGACCCGACUGACGACUCAUCCACGUUUGUCAAUACAUUAGACGGAAACUACACGAACCCUGCAAAAGAGCUACACUGAAUGUGGCGAACCCAAUAGCAUUAUGUCUCCGAUAUUAUCAAAAAAGGCGAAAGUUGCUUUGGCUGUAGGUACAAUCAUAUUAUUAGAAUCAGAAAAAAAGAAAAAACGUGUUUGGGUGAAAGAAUGGCUGCAAAAGAGAGAACAAUUUACUCAUUUGCGAUUAUUGAAAUGUAUCCAAUCAUGUGAACCACUUGAUGUUAUAAAUUACCUCAGAAUGGACUAUGACGCAUUCCAAGAAUUAUUAAUGCUAGUAAAACCUCUGAUAGAAAAGAAGAACACUUUAUUCAGAGAAGCAGUAAGCGUUGAAGAACGUCUAUUGGCCACCUUGAGGUUUCUGGCAACUGGAAGGAGUUAUGAAGACUUGAAGUUUUCUUGUAUAAUUUCUCCUCAGUUACUUGGAAGAAUAAUUCCAGAAACGUGUCGUGCUAUAUACAACUGCCUCCGGAAGAAAUACUUAUGUUUUCCAUCAAAAGAAGAGGAAUGGCUCAAAGUAGCAGAAGGAUUUAACAAUAUGUGGCAAUUUGAAAAUUGCUUAGGAGCCGUAGACCGCUAACACAUAGCUAUCAAACAGCCCCCAGGAAGUGGUUCAUACUAUUAUAACUAUAAAGGAUUUUUCAGUGUUGUGUUGUUUGCUAUCGUAAAUGCUAAUUAUGAAUUUACUUAUGUAAGUUGUGGAACUAAUGGAAGAAUAUCAGACGGGGGGGUCAUUAAGAAAACAGAUUUUUACAAUUCACUGAUAACAGAUUCUUCAAAAUUACCCCAACCAGUCAAUAUGCGAGGAAUUCAAAAUAAAUUACCCUUUGUGUUUAUUGGGGACGAAGCCUUUAGUCUAAUGACAAAUUUCAUGACGCCAUACAGACAAACCAACAGUAUUGGUUAUGAAGAAAAAUGUUUCAACUAUCGACUUUGCUGUGCCAGGCGCGUAGUAGAAAACGCAUUCGGGAUCAUGGCAAAUAGAUUCAGGAUUUUCCUAACGCC
Messenger RNA from Acanthoscelides obtectus, 1103 nucleotides. NCBI's taxonomy places the organism in Eukaryota, Metazoa, Arthropoda, Insecta, Coleoptera, Chrysomelidae. The record is from the annotation of a GenBank genome assembly.